UCGGUUAUCGUCCCCUCAAAAACGGCAAGAAGUCUUGGUGUCACUCUAGACGAAGAAUUGUCUUUCUCUCCACACAUCAGCGACCUCUCCAGGUCCUGCAGAUAUCUCCUUUACAACAUUAGGAGAAUCCGCCCCUUUCUCACUACAGAGGCUACUCAGCUUCUCGUCCAGACCUUGGUCAUCUCUAAGCUGGACUACUGCAACUCUCUGCUGUCUGGACUUUCACUAAAGGCAACACGACCACUUCAACUGAUCCAGAAUGCAGCUGCAAGACUCGUUUUUGAUAUUCCCAAAUUCUCGCACACUACACCUCUGCUGCAGAACCUGCACUGGCUCCCUGUGGCUGCCCGCAUCAGGUUCAAAACCCUAACACUUGCCUUUAAGGCCAAAACUGGGGCUGCACCACCUUACAUAUCAGCACUGGUCAAGCAGCGUGUCACUUCUCGCUGUCUCAGAACAUCAAGCACUGCAUGUCUCGAACCACCCUUACUUAAAAGAAGAGGACGACAUGCAUCAAGACUCUUUGCAGUGUUGGCUCCUCAGUGGUGGAACGAACUUCCUCUUGCUGUACGAACAGCGGAGACCCUCACUGUCUUCAAACGUCGCCUGAAGACACACUUCUUUCAACAG
Messenger RNA from Erpetoichthys calabaricus (reedfish), 630 nucleotides. RefSeq lists its product as uncharacterized. The record is from RefSeq and is a predicted model, not a curated record. Lineage: Eukaryota; Metazoa; Chordata; Cladistia; Polypteriformes; Polypteridae. The transcript has a single exon. The annotation marks the transcript as partial.